CUGCACACAAAAAGGGCAGCAAAGUCAGAAUUGGGGUACAAAAGGUCAGCAAUACCAGCAGAAAGAAAAGGAAAAUGUCGUCGUCGAAGGGGAUCGGAAGCGGAGGAGGCGUCGGAGGGCCAAAAACCACCGCACCGGUGGCGACGGAGUUAGAUAAGUUAAGCGUGGAGCAGUUAAGAGCCGUAAAAGAACAGGCCGAUCUCGAAGUCAAUCUUCUCCAAGACAGCCUUAACAACAUCCGCACUGCCACUGCUCGUCUCGACAUCGCCUCAAAUGCUCUGAAUGACCUCUCCCUCCGGCCCCAAGGGAAGAAAAUGCUGGUGCCUUUGACGGCAUCGCUUUAUGUUCCGGGAACACUGGAUGAUGCUGACAAGGUGCUUGUGGACGUUGGCACUGGAUAUUUCAUUGAGAAAACAAUGGUGGAAGGAAAAGAUUAUUGUGAGCGAAAGAUUAACUUGCUAAAGUCCAACUAUGAUCAGCUUCUUGAGACAUUUUACUCCUGGCUACUACUGCAGCAAAAUAGUCUCAGGAUACUGAUCCUGUUACGACUGGGGGAAAAAGAGUGUCCCCAGGCAAAGGCAUUUCUGUGUGCUCCUAGCCAUGCAUUUGAGGCCUUUGUCAUGCAUUUGAGGCCUUUGUUUUAUAUAGUUCACACUGCCAUAGUAGAAAUCAUUUCUAAGAGUAUGCUACGAGUUGCUCUAUCCUCAACUUUAACAAAGGACUGUGGUUGCAUAGUGUUAUGCCUGUUGAUUGACAUUUAGUUCAAAACUUUGAAAGGCACUCAGUCUGUAAAUGGUAAUAUAUGAACCUAAUGAGAAAGAAGAUAUUAAUAAUGUUUGAACUUGAUGCCCUGGUUUUAAAAGUCUGCAACAGGGCAAAACGUUUCAACAGUUGACACUGAUGUGUCAUUGUUGUAAUCUUUUUUAAUCUUCCCAGGCAUUGGAUACUUUAUUUUCUAC
Messenger RNA from Coffea eugenioides, 959 nucleotides. Its product is annotated as probable prefoldin subunit 5. The transcript is spliced from 4 exons. Lineage: Eukaryota; Viridiplantae; Streptophyta; Magnoliopsida; Gentianales; Rubiaceae. The coding region runs from base 75 to 761 and encodes 228 amino acids. Gene Ontology annotation, cellular component: prefoldin complex; cytoplasm. Gene Ontology annotation, biological process: protein folding; regulation of DNA-templated transcription. The record is from RefSeq and is a predicted model, not a curated record.